Messenger RNA from Zingiber officinale, 1303 nucleotides. Its product is annotated as zinc finger protein ZAT11-like. The coding region runs from base 167 to 961 and encodes 264 amino acids. The transcript has a single exon. Lineage: Eukaryota; Viridiplantae; Streptophyta; Magnoliopsida; Zingiberales; Zingiberaceae. The record is from RefSeq and is a predicted model, not a curated record.
CGUUGACACCUGAUUACGUUUUCUACUUCAUUUUUACAAAUAAACCCCUUGUUUUACUUGCGCGUUGGAACAAGUCAACAUACAUUCGUUCUCCACUCCCCGUAAGUCUAUAUAAUUCCACAACCACCCUCUCUGUUCCUAUGUUUUGGCUGCGGCGGAGAAACCCAUGGAGCUGAGCACCGGCGGCAACAUGGAUAAGAACCAUGAAGCCUUCUCACCGUCGGUACUCAAGCGCAAGGGGACGAAGCGUCUGCGUAUGGAGGCGGAGGACGAAGCACCGGCGGCUGCUUCCUCCUCGUCGGCGGGGGAGCCCUACAGGAGCGCCACGGGCCGAGAGGAUGAGGCCACGGCUCGCUGCCUCAUCCUCCUCGCGCAGGGGCGCGCUUCUCCUCCGCCUCCGGAUUCCUCCGAGUGGAAGUCCUUCGUUGCGAACGCCGCCGCUGGCGGCGGCGGUCGCAGGUUCCCCGGCGAGGAGUGCGCGUACGACUGCAAGACAUGCGGCAAGAGUUUCCCCUCCUUCCAGGCCCUCGGCGGUCACCGCACCAGCCACACGAAGAACAAGGAUUCGCCUCCGCCGCACGGCGAGGCGAAGCGAGUUCCGGCGAAGAAGGAGGACGUAGGCCAACGGACCGUCUGCAGUUCGCCGAAGCCGCUGCGGGUGCACGAGUGCGCCAUCUGCCGGAUGGCCUUCUCCUCCGGCCAGGCCCUCGGCGGCCACAUGCGCCGGCACCGCCCGAUACCUUCCCCCGCCGACGAGGCGGCGCCGCUUCCGGAAGUGAAGAAUGAGGUGAUCAAGAACGCCGUCGUUUUGGACCUCAAUCUACCUGCGCCGCCGGAGGACGAAGACUCCGAGGAGCAUCGUAUGGUCUCGCCGCCGCCGUCAAUUGUCCCCUUCCCCUUCGAGAACCAGCAACCACUCGUCUUCCCGGCGCCUCCAGCAUUGGUGGAUUGCCAUUAUUAACCAAAACAAAUCCACGCCAUAAAAAAAAAAAUAGUACCAUUUUUUAUCGCCUCUGUUAUGUACAUGGAAAAUAUUGGAACUUUAUGGGCUUUCCUGCAAAUUACACCUAUCAUCAAGUGAUCAAACUAUACAUAUAUUUUUAAAUAUCCACGGGACAGUUAGCUAGCGCAUGAUAACAUCAUAAGAUCCGAGAGUUAAAUCUCUAUUAAUAGCAAAGUAUUGCCCUCUCCUAUAUGUUAUUCAAUUGUCCAAGAUUAUUAGUCAUCCGUAAUUUAUCUUUUUCAUAUUAGUCUGUAGAAUAGUUGGCAGAGGUUUUGGGACAAAUAAAUCAUCUUUUACUAU